GGCGGGGGUCAUCCCGAGAACCAUCGGGCACAUCCAGCCGGCUAGCAUCCAGGCCGGAGGCCGCCUGCGUCACGUGACUCAAGGCUCUGCAGGCGCCCGCGGUUCCUCAGCGCUGUUCCCGCCCCGCCCCUCCCGUCUGUCCGCCUGAGCCUCCCCCGGCGCUGCUGCCACCUCGCGCUCGGAGGCGUCACGGAACGUGCUCUCCUCUCCCCCUCCCCCUCCCUUCCCUCCGGCCCUCCCCCACCUCCCCCUCCCGCGCCGAGACUCGCCGCCGCAGCCGCCGGAGUAGCCGCCGCCGGAGCAGCGCGCAGCCAUGGCCGAGAACCCCGGCUUAGAGAACCACCGCAUCAAGAGCUUUAAGAAUAAGGGCCGAGAUGUAGAGACAAUGCGAAGACACAGAAAUGAAGUGACAGUUGAACUGCGAAAGAACAAAAGAGAUGAACACUUACUGAAAAAAAGAAAUGUUCCCCAAGAAGAAAGUUUAGAAGAUUCAGAUGUUGAUGCUGAUUUUAAAGCACAAAAUGUAACACUAGAAGCUAUAUUGCAGAAUGCCACAAGUGAUAACCCAGUGGUCCAGUUGAGUGCUGUCCAGGCUGCAAGAAAACUAUUAUCCAGUGACAGAAAUCCACCAAUUGAUGACCUAAUAAAAUCUGGAAUUUUACCAAUUCUAGUGAAAUGUCUAGAAAGGGAUGAUAAUCCUUCAUUACAGUUUGAAGCUGCGUGGGCAUUAACCAAUAUAGCAUCAGGAACUUCUGCACAGACUCAAGCUGUUGUACAGUCUAAUGCCGUACCUCUUUUUCUAAGACUUCUCCAUUCACCACAUCAGAAUGUUUGUGAACAAGCAGUAUGGGCUUUGGGAAACAUUAUAGGUGAUGGUCCUCAAUGUAGAGAUUAUGUCAUAUCACUGGGAGUUGUCAAACCUCUUCUGUCCUUCAUCAAUCCCUCCAUUCCCAUCACCUUCCUUCGGAACGUCACAUGGGUCAUUGUCAAUCUCUGCAGGAAUAAGGAUCCCCCACCGCCUAUGGAGACAGUUCAGGAGAUUUUGCCAGCAUUAUGUGUCCUCAUAUACCAUACGGACAUAAACAUUCUUGUGGAUACUGUUUGGGCACUGUCAUACCUGACAGAUGGAGGUAAUGAGCAGAUACAGAUGGUUAUUGAUUCAGGGGUUGUGCCAUUUCUUGUGCCCCUUCUGAGCCACCAGGAAGUGAAAGUUCAAACAGCAGCACUCAGAGCGGUUGGCAACAUAGUGACAGGUACCGACGAGCAGACCCAGGUUGUUCUCAACUGUGAUGUCCUGUCACACUUCCCAAAUCUCUUAUCACACCCAAAAGAGAAGAUAAAUAAGGAAGCAGUGUGGUUCCUUUCCAACAUUACAGCAGGCAACCAGCAACAAGUUCAAGCUGUAAUAGAUGCUGGAUUGAUCCCUAUGAUUAUUCAUCAACUUGCCAAGGGGGACUUUGGAACACAAAAAGAAGCUGCUUGGGCAAUUAGCAACUUAACGAUAAGUGGCAGAAAAGAUCAAGUUGAGUACCUUGUACAGCAGAAUGUAAUACCACCAUUCUGUAAUUUACUGUCAGUAAAAGAUUCUCAAGUUGUUCAGGUGGUUCUAGAUGGUCUGAAAAACAUUCUGAUAAUGGCUGGUGAUGAAGCAAGCACAAUAGCUGAAAUAAUAGAAGAAUGCGGAGGUUUGGAGAAAAUUGAAGUUUUACAGCAGCAUGAAAAUGAAGACAUAUAUAAAUUAGCAUUUGAAAUCAUAGAUCAGUAUUUCUCUGGUGAUGAUAUUGAUGAAGAUCCUAGCCUCAUUCCUGAAGCAACACAAGGAGGUACUUACAACUUUGACCCAACAGCCAACCUUCAAACAAAAGAAUUUAAUUUUUAAGUUCAAUUGAGUGCAGCAUCUUUCCCACAUUCAAUAUGAAGCACCACCAGAUGGCUACCAAAUGACAAGAACAACAAGUACAAAAGGCUCCAAAACAUACAUGCCUCUUUGUUUUGAUGCUUCUAAAGCAAGCCAUGUCUCAGUCACUUUGCAGUUGCCAAAAGUCACUAUCCACAUGGACUGUAAAUGCAUAUGCAUGAUUUCCUAAACUGUUUUAGAAUUCUCCUUAACAAUCUCAACUACCCUAUUUUUCCCUGUUCCCUGGUGCCACACGCUGACAACCGCAGUCUCCAGUUUAGAAUAUUCUGUAGUGGUGGCAUGUCAGCUGCCCACUUGAUAUUCCUUUGGAAAAUGGUGCGCUAUGGAUCAAGACACUUUGGUAUGACACAUACACAUGUUGGAAGACUUUAAAGAGGUGCAGUCUGAUCUGAGCCUCCAUCAUUGUCCUCCACAAACAUAUUUUCAUACUCUUUAUGUGGAAGAAUAGAUUUUAAAGUACAAGCCAAAUGAUUUUCAUUGGUGGAACUGACACAAACAAAAAGUAACUUAAAAAAAAGAAACUUGGUUAUUGAUUAAACAGAUAAGUUUUAAAAAACUGUACUUCAUCUACCAGUAAUUGAUGUGUUUAUUAUCUGCCUCAGAAGCCAGGGUUGGAGGAAGAACUUUAGCUAUGGAUGGUAAUGCUUUCGCCAUUAUACCUAAUUUUUGAGAACAGCAAGCCCUAUUUGACCACUCACUUCAGCCUGUGUGUUCCUGCUGUUUUGAAGUAAUCAAAUGCUGUGCAUGGUAUUUUACCUGAGCUGCAACCUGUUACGGACUUGAACUUCUGUUUAAGUUGAAAGCAAGAGUCCCUGACUAUAAAGAAAAAAAUAAAUAAAAACAAAAACACAAAAUUCUAAAGUACCCAUUGGUGAUAUUAAAAAAGAAAA
This is a messenger RNA of Globicephala melas (long-finned pilot whale), 2808 nucleotides long. The record is from RefSeq and is a predicted model, not a curated record. Lineage: Eukaryota; Metazoa; Chordata; Mammalia; Artiodactyla; Delphinidae.